UAUUUAGGAAAAACCUGCAUAUGAGGUUUUACACACAAUGUUUACAGACAGGAAUUGAGAAGCAUCCCUGUAGUUGGCAUUAGCAGUGAUAGUAAAACGGCACCACACACUCUUUAAUUGAUUUGAUUGAUGCAGAGACACCACGGCGAUGACCACUGAGCAGAAUGCAGAUCACAGCUUUAUGUAAAAGCACAGGCAGGUGUAACAUUAUUAAAGAUGGAUCUGUUCCAUGUGUCCCAGUGUGUGUCCCAAUGUGCCAGUGAGCCCAUGACAGUGUGACAGACGGCCAGCAUGCAUGCACAGUACCAGGAAUGCUGAUGCCGAAGCAGCUAAUUCAGCCAUCAUUUAUUUUAGCCCUGAAAUGCCUCUCAGAGGUAAUAACAUGUAACGCAAGGUUGCACGCAUAUCUCCAUCGAAAGAUACAGUAGGAAAACCUCUAUGAAAAGCUCAAGGGAGAUGCAAUGCUAUCCAUUUCUCUGCCCUGCGUGUGUGUGUGUUUGUGUGUGUGAUUGGAGGGGAGGGGGGGGGCAGUUAGCCUUGCAGCAGUGUCUGUGUUGAUGGAGAGAGAGGGGCCUGCAGGAUCCUGUGUGUCAGCAGCCUGCAUGUGAGAGACAUUGCCUGGCGGAAGUGCAUCACUGGCAGAUGUCCAAAUCCCCCUUUACUCCCCCUUUCCCUUCCUGGUCUGUCUUCCUCUUUUGUCUCCGAGCACAGAGAACACAGAGGCCCUUUAAGACAGCCACUGGGAAAAAACAUAUGGAGGCCACUGUCCUUCCUUUCUGCUUUUCCAGUUGACAAAUACAACAGCUGUGUUGUUGGUGUAAAAAAAUCAACACGCUUCAUUGUAGGUUCCUCGCGUUUGCAUCAUAACGGGAGCGUGUGCUUCUGCCUCUCAUGUGGCUAUGACAAGGUGUGUUUAUUUACACUCGUUGAGGACUCCAGCCCCAGUGACACACCAUCGUGUCGUCUGAUUGGAGCGAAGCGGUGUCAUUCACCAUGCACUUCGCGUGGGAGGAGCCCGCAGUCUUCUGAUGAAGUUUUUUCGUGGAGGAGUUGUGCUUCUCUCUCUUAUAGCUCACAGAGGGAUAUCAACACAGGAAAUACGUUGGGAGGCAGUAAACACCUGCUGCCUCCAGCGACCCCCCCCCCCCCCAUCGCACAGCCUCCAACGCACAGAGCAAACCACACACAACCGCAUGCGUGCCAAAGCACAGCAACCUUCUCAAUAGAGCAGACUUAAGUUUCUCUGAGGUCUGUUUGAUCAACAGUUAACAUCACAACUGAAGUCCAGCUGUUGAGUGUGUGUUGCCACGGCAACAUUCUGCAUCACAUAUAGCUUGGAAGAAACGCUGGUUCAUACUCCGGAGCGGUCGCAUGAGCGGUGACCCCGAUGUCCUCGAGUACUACAAGAACGACCACUCCAAGAAACCCAUCCGGGUCAUCGACCUACACUGCUGCGAACAGGUGGACGCCGGCCUGACCUUCAAGAGGAAGGAGUUCCAGGACAGCUUCGUGUUUGACAUCAAGACCUCAGACCGCACUUUUUAUCUCGUAGCCGAGACAGAGGAGGAGAUGAACAAGUGGGUCCGCUCCAUCUGCCAGCUGUGUGGGUUCAACCAGUCGGACGACAACCACGAUGGCAGGUUACACCAUAUGCCCCGUUCUGUCGGAGCAGAUGUCACCGGCUCAAUGGCUCCGCUGACCGGAGAACGCAAGUCCUCUGCCCCCAUCCACUCCAGCCAGCCAGUCCUCUUCACCUUUGAUGUGCCUGUUCGCAACACACACCACAGCUCCCUGUCCAACAGCGCACCCCAGGACUACCUCCUCCUCCAUCAGUGCAUGAGCAGGAAGACAGAGAGUGCACGGAGUGCCAGUUUCUCCCAGGCCACGCGAAGCAAUCUGUUUGUUGGGAGCGACUCUGCGGUGCAGAAACUCUCCCAUGGCUUUUCCCACUGUCUCAACGGCAUGGGCGGCCAGUUGCAUGGCUUCUACAGCCUGCCCAAGCCAGGAAAACACCAGUUACCAGGCCUUGAUGACUCCCCGCAGGAGGCCUGUUAUGUGCUACCGCGAGGUUGCAGCUCUGAGGCACCGGCUCACAGUGGUCUAGGUGACCCAGAUCUGGAGGACGAGGAGGUUUACACCUUCAAGACGCCCUGCAAUACCCUUGCCACCGUGCACAGCAACGAACGUCCGACUGACAAUUACGACCUUCCUACGACGCCUGGCUCCUUCUACCAGAUCCCCCGGACGUUUGAUAAGAAUCACAAUGCCUUGACACCCUCCAGCUCUGAGUCUUCUUGUGCUCCCCCUCCCAGGCCCCCCAAACCUAGCCAGGGUUCAGAGGGGCAGUGGGGAAGUCCCCAGUCGGUAGGGAGCCAGAAUGGAGAGGUGACGCCUGCAGUGUCAGUUAUCCCACGCAGGAAUACUCUCCCUGCUGUCGAGAACAUCAGGCUGCACAGAGGCUCCUCGUUUGAAACUAACAGCCAUCACCGUCCCAUCCAUUUCAACAACUCCGGCCAGUCUGUGGAGUCUGUCAAUGAUGGGUUCAGCUCCUACCUGAGAACCAAAGCGCCUCUGACUCGCUCAGACAGCGGCAACUCGGAUGACAACUAUGUGCCCAUGAAUCCUGGCUCCUCGCCACUCAGCGCUGCCCAGGCUGACAGCCCUAAAAAUAUCUACAUCCCUAUGAGCCCUGGGCCACAUCACUUUGAUUUCCCAGGAUUCUCUGCAACACUACCUGCCCGUAAGGGGAGCAGCGCCUCCCUGUGUCACCGGCCCAGCCGCCUCAGUGAUGUCACACCACCACCCAUCAACCGAAACCUCAAACCUAACAGGAAAUCGAAGCCAACACCUCUUGAUUUGAAGAACAAUGGGAUCAUUGAUGAGCUGCCAUUUAAGAGCCCAGUCACCAUGUCCUGGACACGGCCCAUGCCUGCUAUGAACUCCAUGUCCUCCCAGCAUUGUCGUCCCAUCUCCACACAAAGCAUCACCAGCACCGACUCUGCAGACAGUGAGGAGAAUUAUGUGGCUAUGCAGAACCCAGCGUCUACCUCCCCAGCCGUGAGCGGCACCAGUAGCCCGGCCCCUCGGAAGUGUGGCAACGUGGACUACCUAGCGCUGGACUUCCAGCCAGGGUCACCCAGUCCGCACAGAAAACCAUCUACAUCCUCCGUGACCUCGGAUGAGAAGGUGGACUACGUGCAAGUUGACAAGGAGAAGACCCAGGCACUGCAAAGCACAAUGCAAGAGUGGACCGAUGUGCGGCAGUCUACUGAACCUGCCAAGGGGGUCAAGUCCUGACACUGGCCUGUGCAAAACAAUGACCUGAAGUCCAACCAACCUUAAGUCAAGCAUCUCUAGUAUCAUGUGUCUAUCAUCACGAUGAAUACUGGUUGGGCUUGAUUAAAACUGGACAAAAAGCCAUAACCUAUCCUAUGCCUGUUCUCUGUGAUGAUUUUUACUGCAAUGCACUGCUAACAUGCAGGAUAUCAGGCCAUAUACAGGUGAAGCAUCCUGCCAAAGCUCUCUCCAUGCAGACUGUUAUAACAGUCUGUGGACAAUUGAUAAUGUGUAUGAAAAUAUCAUCCUUACUUAUCAAUCCAUCCUUUAUGAAUUAGGUGUUUCCUCAAAGCUGUCCCCCCCUCUGCAACAGUCAAACAUUUUGCAUCUUGCAGGUGAUUUACCCAAUUGCUGCCAUUUCAAGGGGCAGCAAAGGCUAGCUGGUCGAUAACCAUAUUAAUAUACUGUAAGAGUAUGCUUACUGGUCUCAGGAAUGCCAAGAUGCACUCCAAUUUUGGCAUGCAGGCAGACUCUCUCUUUUCACUUCAAUCUAUCAUUUGUGCUGAGCCUUGCAGAAGCAGUGAAGAGAUUAUUUUCACUGCGGGCAAUCAUUUCAGCUUAGCAGUGCAUGUCUGGUAAGAGGAGGGGGGGAAGAAAAAAACACAGACUUACAACUACGUAAAGGCCCGUGUCAGAAGCCCUAAUGAUGACUGCACAUGGCUGUUUCAAUUAAGUAUGAGCCCAAACCAUAUUUAAAAGCUGUCGGGCUGGAUGGCAGGCCAAUUAUUUUAACGCAGGUACAAAGUCAGGAAUGUCUCAAUGUACAGAAUGAAGAGAGCAAGGCCGGCGAAAAGAAGAUGAAGAAGAAGAAGCAUCUUGUAUCUUUGUAGGUUUGACUUCAGUGGGCAAUUCACUUCAGGUAGUCUUCUUAUACAUUUCAUCAGAAAUGUGUACUGACCAAAAAAAUGAUUGAGUUGGAGGAGGCAGAAACAAAGCCGGAGGCAUACUUUCCAAGGAGUUCAGAUAUCCCCUCCCUCAUCCUCUCUUUCUCUCUCCCUAGAGAUAAAUAAAACCACACAAGCUAAGUAGAAGGAGAAUAGCAUAUUUAUGUUUUCCUGAUGUAUGUCUUCGGUCUUUGAUACGCCACACACUACAGCUAUCGGUCUCUGAAGAGUAAUUGUUUUCUGUAUGUAAAUUAUUAAUAGAAUGACAUAUUUGCAGCACAUCUUGUUGACUGUUUGAUGCACUUGUCUGAGACAAAAAGGUGCACUGCAGUAAUGUAAUGUGCUUUUCUUGCAAAGGCAGCGUGCCACAAUGAAGAUUUGCCAGUGAUCCUAGUCACUUAAAAAAUUGUUUAGGAAAGAAUGUUUCUCUUAAUUUCCUAAACUCUUUCAUUUGUUUAAUUUGCCUUAUAUUUCUAUUUCAGUUUUGACUGUCAAUUUUGCCUUGGAGGAAUUGAAUUAUUCACAAUAUUAUUCAAGUGAGAGCCAUAUUUUAUUUGGGACAACUGAAUGAUCAGUUUCUAGUUCAACUUAAGUCCAGUAUUUCAUUGUGGGCUGGAACCACUAAAGGGUGAAUACCUAUUUGACCUUUCUAUGAAUCGUGUGGCCAUGCAGUGCUAGAUGGUAUUAUGGAUUAUUUCAUUAGGAUUUACUUCUUAAUGUUUUUCUACCAUUUUUACUGCUUUUUGUAUUCUUUUUAUCAUUAUUUUUUACUGAAACAUGUAAGCAAGUGAUAUUCAUGAGGAUGGGGUCAGGCUAAAUUAAGCUAAGUUUGUUACAGCGUGUAUUUUAUUCUUUUUAUUUUUUUUAUUUUUUUUUUUUAUUAUUCCCAAAUUGAAUUUGUAUGAUCUAUACAUGAAAUGGGGAGGCUGGCAGCUUGAGUUGCACUGGCAAAGCCCUUGUCGGGUGAACUGUGAUUGACAAAGCGUGAGAGAGGAAAGAAAAGACUGAAGAAAAGCCUGUCUCCCUGUCAGUCUCUGAAGUGAAAUGGAUGUGUAAUUUAUUAUCUAGAGAUACCCGUUGUAAGCAGAAGAGCUGUGUACGUGUCGUAGUAGAUUGUGAGUCGUAGUAUGUUAAAUGACAGCCUGACUGGGCGAGAUUGAAAAGACUGCUCAAAUCUACUGUCAGACUGUCACUGGGUUGACGUACUGUACUAGUAGAGAUCUUUUUUUUUUAACCACUGUUAUUGCUACUACUGUAAAACAUUUGCAGAUUGCUUGUGUGUUAAUUUAUUAAUUUAUUGUGCAUUUUGCAGUUGAUAAUUGUAAAAAGGAAAGAAAACAACAACUAUCAAACAAGGAAAACCUUCUCUCUACUAACAUUGAUGUAUGCAAACUGUCUUGAUUUUGUGAAGCAAUAUGACAGACGAUGCCAGUGUGAUGGUAAUGUGGUACAGUUCAUUUGGGAUACACAAGAAUACAAGACUGUUGUUAUUCCUGUAUUAUGGUUGACUUAAACUGUGGACAUAGAAUAAAUCAAGAAGUGAAAGUUUGGCGUUACGGUUCCUCUUUAAAUAUAAACCAAAACACUGUGUUCUCAUCUCUCUCCCACACCUUCUUAAUUGUUGCUGUAAUGCACAGAGGUUGAAGUCUGCUGCCCCCUGUUGUGUUGUACAGCAGCUGCAUCCAUUGGCAUUGCUAAAGAUAGCUGAGAUAGAUAAGAGGUUUCAGUCGGGAUGUAUGCCUGUACAUUGAGAGGUGUUUUCCUACCAGACAUUUACAAACGCAUACAAGAUAUAAAAGAAAUAAGAAUGCGUUUCUCUGUGAUCUGUUUAACUGGUGUGAUUGUUGAAUGAACGUUAUUGUGCUUCAUGAUUGACCAAUGACUAAAAUGUCAUCCACCCUUAACAAAACAAUAAUGACUAAUCAGCUAGAAAUGUCGACCAAGACCCCAAUGACAGAUUGACUUUUUACCAGUUAUUUACCAGCAGAUUGUUCUGCAAGAGUCCUGCUAUAAUAUAGUGUAUUGAAUGAGUUCUUAAGUAUUUGCUGCAGCCUGUCAACUUCUAUUGUCAUCUCAAUGAGUUCAUGAAAACGGUAUUGGUAAUUUUAUGACUCUACUAAAAGGACGAAGGGGGUGACCCCAAUGGCUAAGAUUAAAUUAAAACCUGAGCUUUAGUCAGUGCCAGGUUGCUUUAGUAAGCAGGAGGGCUAGUUUGAUUGAUUAUUACAUUUUUAAAGGGCAGCCAGGUAAGUCAGUGUUUCACAGGUUUGCUGUCCUCUUUGCUUCUUUCUGUGUGGACCUUGCAUGUUCUCCUCACGUUUGUGUGGUUUUCCUCUGGGGCCUUCAGUUUCCUUCUGCUUCACCAACAUGCAUCCUGUCUCUGUGAAUGUCAGUGUGAUUGCCUGGUUGUUGUUGUGAACCUUAGUGUGCUGGCAUCCAGUACAAAGUCUUCAUCUACAGUGUAGAUGGUAUGUCUGCAGAUUUAAGUGAAGCAUGACCCUUCACUUAAAUCAGCAGUACAAUGGACGCAAAACCAACUAAAUCCACUUCAUAUAAAUACCCCUAUUUUAAUUUGAAAGGCACUAAGUAACCUUAACUUUCUCCAGCUUUUAGGUAUUGAUGAACACAAACUGUACUUGACAAGUAAUGGCUUGCAGUUCACUUCAGGCACAGCAGCCGCCUCCAGUUUCAGAACUCCAUAAAAUGAAGGACCCUAUUUGAAGACAAGCAUGUCAGUAGCCUAAGGGGUUAAUUAGUGCAUUGGCUCGUUA
This is a messenger RNA of Anarrhichthys ocellatus (wolf-eel), 6991 nucleotides long. RefSeq names its product GRB2-associated binding protein 2 (gene gab2). Gene Ontology annotation, cellular component: cytoplasm. Gene Ontology annotation, molecular function: transmembrane receptor protein tyrosine kinase adaptor activity. NCBI's taxonomy places the organism in Eukaryota, Metazoa, Chordata, Actinopteri, Perciformes, Anarhichadidae. The transcript has 10 exons. Gene Ontology annotation, biological process: signal transduction. The coding region runs from base 1372 to 3297 and encodes 641 amino acids. The record is from RefSeq and is a predicted model, not a curated record.